GGCCGGGGGAGGUGCCCGGGGGCCGGGCCGGGCCGUGGCGGCGCCUCGGGGCCGCGCUCUGCCCCGCGCAGGUGGCGGCGCGGGCGCGGCUCGCGGUGACUCCCCCGGGCCGGGGCGGCGGCGGGCGCUGAGACCUCGGCCCGGAUGGAAACCGGGGGCGAUGCCAGGGCGGCACCUCGGCGGGCCGGCAAAGGCGGCGGCCGCGGCGGGGUCCCAGCGGCCGCCGAGCCCGGCGCUGCCCCGGCUGCGGCCACCGGCGUGAGCAUGGAUGGGCCCGGCGGCGGCGGGGGGAGCGGCGCGGCCGCGGACACGGACGCUGCGGCGGCGCCGGCAGCCCCCGGGGCCCCCGCCCCGCCGCCCCGCGGCCCCGGCUCCAGGGACCCCAAGCUGGUCCAUCAGCGGUUCCUGCGGAGGAGCGUGGUGGACUCGGACCAGGAGGAGCCCGCCUUCGACCUGCCCGAGGCGGAGCACCAGCGGAGAAUCAUCCUGCUCCCCAAAACCAGGAGGAUAAUCGCGGAGCGGGCCAAGGCGGGGCAGGGGGCGGCGGAGGCGGCGGGCCGGGAGGCCGAGUGCUCCGGAGAGCCGCGGACAGCGCCGGCCGCGAGCAGCGCCGCGGGCGCCGAGGAGCAGAAGGAGCCGGGCAAGGAUGCGGAGCGGAGAGAGGUGCAGGAUGCUGCCAAGGACCAGGGCAAGGCUAAGAAAGAGGAACCCGAGGAGGAGGCUGACAUGAAAGCGGUUGCCACCUCUCCGGAUGGCAGGUUCCUAAAGUUUGAUAUUGAACUCGGGCGGGGAUCCUUCAAAACGGUCUACAAGGGUCUGGACACGGAGACGUGGGUGGAAGUCGCGUGGUGUGAACUGCAGGACAGAAAACUCACGAAAGUAGAGAGGCAGAGAUUUAAAGAGGAAGCAGAAAUGUUGAAGGGUCUACAGCACCCAAACAUCGUGAGGUUUUAUGACUUCUGGGAAUCCUGUGCAAAAGCCAAAAGAUGCAUCGUGCUGGUUACCGAGCUGAUGACCUCUGGAACGCUGAAGACGUAUCUGAAGAGAUUUAAAGUGAUGAAGCCUAAAGUCCUGCGGAGUUGGUGUCGGCAAAUCCUGAAGGGUCUUCUUUUCUUGCACACAAGAACUCCACCAAUAAUUCACAGAGACUUGAAAUGUGAUAAUAUUUUUAUUACUGGACCAACUGGAUCUGUGAAAAUAGGAGACUUGGGUCUGGCAACACUCAAGAGAGCUUCAUUUGCCAAAAGUGUCAUAGGCACACCGGAAUUCAUGGCCCCAGAAAUGUACGAGGAGCACUACGACGAGUCUGUGGACGUCUACGCCUUUGGAAUGUGCAUGCUGGAAAUGGCUACCUCAGAAUACCCCUACUCAGAAUGCCAGAAUGCUGCUCAAAUCUACCGAAAAGUAACCUGUGGUAUAAAGCCAGCAAGCUUUGAGAAAGUUACUGAUCCUGAAAUCAAGGAGAUAAUUGGGGAGUGCAUCUGCAAAAACAAAGAAGAAAGAUAUGAAAUUAAAGAUUUAUUAAGCCAUGCCUUUUUUGCUGAAGAUACUGGGGUAAGAGUGGAACUUGCAGAAGAAGACCAUGGUAGGAAAUCCUCUAUUGCCUUAAGACUCUGGGUAGAAGAUCCUAAGAAACUGAAAGGAAAACCCAAAGAUAAUGGAGCCAUUGAGUUUACUUUUGAUCUGGAGAAGGAAACUCCUGAUGAUGUUGCACAAGAAAUGAUCGACUCGGGGUUUUUCCACGAGAGCGACCUCAAGAUCGUGGCCAAGUCCAUCCGCGACCGCGUGGCGCUGAUCCUGUGGCGGCGCGAGCGCAUCUGGCCCCGCAUGCAGGCAGAGGAGCGCCGCGACGCCGACGGCCCCGACAGGGCCAGGGCGCCGCAGGCGCAGCAGGUCCAGGUCACCCUCCUGCCCCAGGCGGGCCAGCACGUCCUGUCGGAGCCCGAGGAGCCCGAGGCCGACCAGCACCCCUUCCAGCAGAACCUGCCCACCAGCGUCACCUCCGUGGCCUCUGACAGCACGUUCGACAGCGGCCAGGGCUCCACGGUGUACUCGGACUCGCAGAGCAGCCAGCAGAGCGUCAUCUACUCGUCCCUGCCGGACGCCGUCCCCCCGGCCAUCCAGAGGGUCUACAGCCCCCCCCUGAGCGAGGGCCAGCCUGGGCCCCACAGCCUCCCCCCGCUCGGCCACUACCAGCAGCCCUCGGCACCCGUGCUGCCCGCGGUGCCCGCGGUGCCGCCCGCGCCCGCCGUGGUGCCCCAGCACUACCCCGAGGCGCCGAUGCCGUUCCCGGGGGUGCCCAGCACCGUGGCCUCGCUCCCGCUGGGGCCGGCGCCGCCCGUGCUGCCCGGCCAGCAGCAGCAGCCGCAGCAGCCGCAGCCCAUGUCGCAGGCAGCGCCGCUGCAGCAGGUGCUGGGCAGCCAGCCCGUGUGCCCGCUGCUGCCGCCCUUCCCGGCGCAGGGCGCGCCCGUGCCCGCCGGCAGCGCCCCGCUGAAGCCGCUGCAGAUCUCCACCGUGCCGCAGCUCCCGCCAGUGGCCCCCUCACAGAUUCCUCAGUUUCCCGUCAUUCCUGCAAUUACUCCCCUGGCAGGGCUUGACAGCCUUCCUCCAAACCUGUCUGACAUCCCCGCUGCAAACGUGCCCCCCAUCCCCGCUCCCUCCCAGUACUUUGCCCCGGCCGUGAUCCUGCCCAGCCUGCCCAUGAACCCCACGCUGCCCAUGGCGCCCAACUCCCCCGCCCUGCCCAUGCAGGCCGUCAACCUGCCUCACACCACCGUGGCUUCUCUGGUCCUGCCCUGCCAGCCCAUCGUGCCCAACAUGCCGGCGGCCACCAUCCCGCUGCUGGCCGUGGCGCCGCCGGGGGUGCCGCCGCUGCCGCCGCAGCCGCUGCCACCGCAGCCGCAGCCCGUUCCCGCAGUGUUCCAGCCCGCCUUCCAGGGGAUGCUGCCCGGCGACGCGCCCUCGCCGCACCACGCACAGAGCUCCCAGCCCGGCCCGCAGCCGCCUCCUGCGGCCCUGCAGCCACCUCCUGCAGCCCUGCAGCCAGCUCCUGCGGCCCUGCAGCCAGCUCCUGCGGCCCUGCAGCCGCCUCCUGCAGCCCUGCAGCCCGGCGGGAUCCACCCUCCCGAGCCGGCUCUGGCCGCGCCCGCAGCGGCUCACCAGCCCAUGCCUGGACACUCGCAGUUUGCUCUGGAAGCUGCAGCCCAGGUGCCCGUGCUGCCGGUGCAGCCCUCCAUGGUCAUGUCACCGCCGUUGCCGCCGCAGCCGGAGCUGGUGCCGCCCUGCGUCGCUCCCGAAGGCGUUCCCCAGGUCCAUGGCAGCCUUGCCACGGCUGCCCCGCCCGUCCCCAUAGAGCCUGGCCUGCCUCUCCAGCCCUCUGCUCUGCUGCAGCUCCAGCCUGAUCUUUCCCAGCCCCUGGGCCAGCAGCUCCCCGCUCCCUGCCCGGCUGUCGCGGCAGGCGCAGAGACAUCUCAAGAGGAGCAGACUAUACAAGACAAACUCCAAGCUCUGUCCCAGAGCUGCGAAAGCUACAUGAGUCCAGAUGUUGCUUCUGGUAAAGAGAUGAGUGACAGCUUGGAAGGAGCAGCAGGAAGUGGAAAGCAGGAAGGAAAGUCUUCGAAGAAGCAUAAGAAAUCCACGCGUGCUCGUUCGCGCCAGGAGAAGUCCAACAGACCCAAACUGACCAUAUUAAAUGUGUGUAACACAGGGGAUAAGAUGGUGGAGUGCCAGCUUGAAACCCAUAACCACAAAAUGGUGACGUUCAAGUUUGACUUGGAUGGUGACGCCCCGGAGGAAAUUGCCACUUACAUGGUGGAGAAUGAAUUCAUCUUGCAAAGUGAAAAAGAGACUUUUAUUGAGCAAAUGAAGGAUAUCAUUGAUAAAGCAGAAGAUAUGCUCAGUGAGGAUACAGAAGGAGAGCGAAGUUCUGACCAGGGAACAAGUCCCCAACAAGAUACUGAUAGGCUGGAAAUGAGUGAGGAGAAGCGUCAGUCUCAAAUGAAGACACCAGUGUAUCAGCAAAAUGUAUUGCAUACUGGAAAAAGGUGGUUUAUUAUAUGUCCAGUGGUGGAAAACCCUACUACGGAUGCCCCCGAGUUUUCUCCCCCGGUGCCUCCCAGCGCCCAGCAGACAGAAGGGCCAGACCCGGAGCAGUCGGAUGACCUGCCGGUGAGCUCUGCAGUGCCAGAGGCGCCCGGGCUCGGGGCUGGCCAGCAGCUUCCCCUGCACACAGGGCUCAGUGACAGCCCCCUCGGAGCCGCCCCGGCCUUGGCUCCUGCCGCGGCAGCUCCUGCCGGCGUGGCGAGCCAGCCAGAGUUCCCAGCCCCGCUGGCACCCGCCCCGAGCGCCGCGGAGCCCGCGCCGGCCGGCGGGGCUCAGCCGGAGUACCCCCGAGCCGUGGGGCCGGAGGAGCCGCCCGACGUCCCGGCCCCGCAGCUGCAGCCGCAGGCGGACGAGCCGGCCUGCGUGCCCGACGUGGAGAUGGGCUCCCGCUGCAGCGUGGGGCCGCCGGGGCCACUGCCCGCGGGGCCGGACCGUGCCACAGUGAUGGAGCCCGGCUCGGGGCCGGAGCGGCAGCAGGGGCUGCCCCUGCCCGAGGGCGGCCAGCCCGGCGCGGGGCCCGUGAGCGGCCAGCCCGGCGCGGGGCCCGUGAGCGGCCAGCCCGGCGCGGGGCCCGUGGGCGGCCAGCCCUUCCCGGACGCGCUGGGCCUGGCGGGCUCCCAGCUGCAGAGCCCCACGCAGGUGCCGCUGGCCGUGCCCCCGCAGCCGCCGGUGGCGCAGGGCGGCCCGGGCAUGGCCGGGGCCAGCCUGUCCCAGCAGCAGAACGCCCCCGGCACCGCCGAGUCCGACGGCGAGGGACCCCCCCGGGUGGGCUUCGUGGACAACACGAUUAAGAGCCUGGAUGAGAAGCUGCGCAAUUUGCUGUACCAGGAAUAUGUUCCAACUUCUUCGGCAUCGGCAGGGACACCAGACACCUCUGUGCCCCCCGAGCAGGGCGACAGCGAGUUCACCCUGUCGCCUUUUCCCCAGGAACAAGCAGCAGCCCCGGCGCCGGAUGGGAGAGAAGCAGCCCAGGGCAUCCUGGACACCGGCCAGGAGGUGAAGCUGGACAAGCUGGAAGUCGCUGGUGGGAGUGCUCAUCCCUCAGAGGCAAGAGGUCCAGCCACAAGCAUCGCUUCAGCUCCUGCUGCUCCAGCGAAGGGCCUCCUUCAGGUCGCAGCUCCGUCGUCAGGCACGGCUCCACAGUCGGGGCCUGUGCAGAGGGCCGGGGAGGCGGAGAGGCGAGCGGCGGCCGACGGGGCGGCGAGCAGCCUGCGCAGGGACGGCGCUCCGGGCUCCGCUCCCGCCGGGAAGCAGGGACAGCAGCCCGAGGCUCAGGAGAGUGGCACGCCCGCCAAAACCAUCGGCCGGUUCUCGGUCGUCAGCACGCAGGACGAGCUGACCCUGGCGGCCCCGCAGUGCCUGCGGUUCUCGGCGCCCCCGGACGUGUACCUGGACGAGCUGCCCUCCAGCCCGGAGGCGAAGGCGGCUGUCCGCAGGGUGCAGACCGCCUCCUCCGUGGACGUGCUGUGCGACCCGGCCUCCAGCGACUCUGCCGACGAGCCCUGCCCGCGGCCGCCCGCCGCCGCGCAGCUCUCCCCGCCCAGCAGCAGCACAGCCACGGACUUGAUCAAAAAAGCAGCUGCUUUUCUGCAGAGGUCUGGCAAGGGCGGCUCCCCCGGCCCGGAGUCGCCCAACGGGCAGGGUGCGAAGAUUCCCACCAUCAACAUCACGUCCUUCCACUCGCAGUCGUCCUACAUGAGCAGUGACAAUGACUCAGAGUUUGAAGAUGCUGAUAUGAAGAAAGAAUUGCAGAACCUGAGAGAAAAGCAUAUGAAAGAGAUUGCUGAGCUGCAGACGCAGCAGAAGAACGAGAUAGAGGCGCUGUAUAUUCGGCUGGGGAAACCCCUUCCUCCCAACCUGGGCUUCCUUCACUCCGCCCCGCCGAGCGGCCGGCGACGGAGAACCAGCAAAAACAAAUUGAAAGCUGGAAAACUCUUGAACCCUCUGGUCCAGCAGCUCAGGAGUGGAACAUCAAGCACAAGUAACCUCUCGGACUCCAAGGACUCGCCCCCCCAGGAGAGCGGCGGGUGGCAGCCGGGCUCCCCCGCGGCGCCGGCCCGGGCGGUGCAGACGCAGCAGCCCUGCUCCGUCAAGGCCUCGCUGUCCUCCGACCUCUGCUCCGGCCUCGGCCCUGACGCGCCCGACGCCAGCGCCGGCUCUGCCCAAGGCUGGACGGUUUUCCACCAAACGUCUGAGAGAGUGACCUAUAAAUCUAGUAGCAAACCUCGUACCAGAUUCCUCAGUGGACCUGUGUCUUUGUCCAUCUGGUCCACCUUGAAACGACUAUGUCUAGGCAAAGAUCACAGUAGUAGAUCCUCGACCAACAGCCUGGUGACGUGUCCUGAGCCGCUCCCGCAGUCGACGCUGCAGGUUCAGGCCAACAACAGCAACAACAAGAAAGGGACGUUCACAGACGACCUGCACAAGCUGGUGGACCAGUGGACGAGCAAAACUGUUGGAGCUGCACAGACAAAACCUUCUUUAAACCAACUGAAGCAGAACCAAAAAAGGCAAGACAUGGAGCCAAAGGCUAACCCCAUGCAAAUGCAGAAUGAGACAUGUGGAGUAAAUUCGGUAAGGACAGGACCGGGGAGCAAGUGCCCCGUUCCGGUGGCUUGCCCCCUGCCCACGGGAUUAGCUCCUGGAGCCGCACCGCCCCUGCCCGUGCCCGGGCCGGCGCUGGCGGGCGCCGUGGCGCCGUACGCGAUGCCGCUGUGUCGGUACGGAGCCGCCUUCCCCUCGCCCGUGUUCGGAGUGCCGUGGCCGGGCCCGGUGCCGCAGCCGGGGCUGGCCCGGGCUCCCGGCAUCGUGCGCUUCUCGCCGCUGGGCCGGACCUGCCUGCGCAUGUACCCGGGGCCGCUGCAGCGCCCGGCGCGGCCGCACAGCCCGCGGCUGCGCCUGACCUAGCGCGGGGAGCGGCCCGCGGCACCGGCCGUGGGUCACCCUGCCGUGGGUCACCCUGCCACGGGGACCGGCCCACGGGAACCCUGCCACAGGACCCUGCCGCGGGUGACCUUGCCGUGGGUGACCCCGUCCGUGGGUGACUCCGCCGCGGGUCCCGCUGGCUGUGGCGCUGUCACGUUGGAGUGUUUGCCCUGUUGGUGCCGGGGGGUGUGUGGGACCGGGCGGGCACGGCCGUAGCCUGCAUCAGCAGUCUGGGGCAGCAGCACCACGGAUCCUUUGGCUCACGGCAAUAUCUGCUUCUGUCCCAUUGCUGAAGACACUUUAUUCCUCGUGUUCUGUUUCACACUUGCGAUCCUUAACACCAUUGUACUUGAAUUGAUAAUUAGCAAAUUGUACUAACCCUGCAGGAGUUCAGUGCCUUGAAUCUCAGCUUUCCAGUCCCAGCUGGAAAGAGAUGUACAAUUAUUUGGAAGGUGUAUUUUAUUUACAAUCUGCUUGUGAAUUGGAGGUCUUUUUAUUUGCAGAGAUAUUGCAGGUUUACCGUUGAUGUUCCUCAUCAGCUUCCUUCUGCUGUAAAUGCUUUUGUUUUAUUCACGGGUUGAAUUUUCAUUUCUGAAGCUUUUAGAAAUAAGAAUUGUGAGGUGAGGUUUGUUUGACAUGUUUGUUUGAUGCACUGAUCGUAAAAUUGUUGGUGUUUGUACAAGGAGUAGUGAAGUGCACAUUGUAAUGUAGGAGCAUUUACAAGAGUGAUCCAAGGAAAGUGUACACAAGGACAGAGUGCAGCUUCAGGCAGCGCUCUGUUCUCCUUCCCAGCCUGUGGUAAAGUCAUUGUAGAUGGUGAAUUAAUUCUGUAACAGGCAGCAAAUGCUGUUUUCCUCUGGAUCAGCAGCACACUGGAUUGUAUUUCUUUUCCCCGUGUGGGCUUUUAUAAUUUAGUUGAAUCACAAGCUCGUGCGUGUUCUGUGAUGGAACUGGACGGCGGCAGAGCGUUCCUGCCGGUGGCCCUGGGCCCCGUGUGGGCAGAGCACGGCACCGAGCUCCAGGGCGACCCCUGGUCCUGGCAUGCCAGCUGUGUUCAUGCUAAAACAGAAUAAAAAUGUGAAGCUGUUCUUUUUCAUAUCUGACACUUCAGGUUUGAGUCUCACCGCCUUCUGUUUGGAUUUUUUUAUCUAUUUAUUUAUUUAUUUAUCUUUAUUUUUACCCAAGUUUGCGCUCCAGGUGGCACGGACACCUCUCUCCUGUUCCAAAGUUGCUUUUUGCCCAUUUUACUGUGCGUAGAGCCUCCACCUGCACCUCAGUGCAAAGGCACAAGGUAACCACUAGAGCUGGUUUGCCAUGGUAAGUCUCCUCCCCUCCCUGGGCGCUACGGGCAGCGUUACAGGCACAGGACACGGGUGUGGCACACCCAAAGGCCCCACGACCACGUUUUGUAACCCUCUGCUGAGGGGCAGAGCCGUCCUGUGCCGCCAAGCUGUGAAUUGUAUAGUUCUGUUGUACUUCAAGCAUUAUACCUGUCUAAAUUACUUUGUUUGUACCCUUUGAAUAUAUUAUUCCAUCAAUUCAGUUAGAAUUGAAUUUUAUACACAAUUAUGCAGAGUCUUCUGCCUGGGCAAAAUACUUACUGCAGUAAGAGAUUUCUGUUCUCUGUACCAUGUAUCUUUAAUUUGUUUGGGUUUUCUAGAUUCAUGUCUGUAUGCUUCAAGAGCAAACAUGGAAAAUAUGUUCUCACACCGGGUUCCCUUUGGCUCGCACUGAAUCCUACAGUUUAUGUUGCUAUUGCCUGUACAGUCCAUCCCUUGUAUACUGACAAAGUCAGUGGCACUAAAACCCCCAAGAAAUUGUAUAGAUUAAAAAGAAAAAUAAACAUUUUGUGCUUGAAAA
Prinia subflava (tawny-flanked prinia) is the source of this 8886-nucleotide messenger RNA. It is a transcript of the gene WNK2, whose product is annotated as WNK lysine deficient protein kinase 2. Gene Ontology annotation, biological process: intracellular signal transduction; monoatomic ion homeostasis; positive regulation of potassium ion import across plasma membrane. The record is from RefSeq and is a predicted model, not a curated record. Bases 145 to 7008 code for a protein of 2287 amino acids. The transcript has 28 exons. Gene Ontology annotation, molecular function: protein serine/threonine kinase activity; potassium channel inhibitor activity; ATP binding. Gene Ontology annotation, cellular component: cytoplasm; cytosol. Lineage: Eukaryota; Metazoa; Chordata; Aves; Passeriformes; Cisticolidae.